UUCCCGGGAUUCCUUCUCCGCAGCAUACAGCUCCAUACUGGGACGCUGAGCGAUGUUGACGACGCCUCGUCACACACUUCAUCAACAGAGGUCCGUGCGCUCUCGCAGAUUGAACACCUCUCCGAUGCAAGGUUAAGCACUGCGAACAGCAUAAACGGUAACGCGAUGGACGGAUCAGGAGCUAUCAAAGUUGUUUGGAAACAAACGUUCCGUGGCAAGACUUAUGUUUGAACAAUUUUAUUCUGACAUUAACAAAGUCAUUUGACAGAGCAACAUGCUUAUGUAGCCAAGAGUUGUAUGUUCAUUUUGAUACUGCUGCCAUUCGUGAUUGAUGACAAGUGCGUCGAUGAUUUAUGGCUGUGGACUUACCAAGAGAGCUCAUAUAAAUAUAACACGAAGAAUCGGCGCGGAUUUGACUAUAAGGAGCUCUCAAAGUGGAAACGGUAAAACUUUCCGAUUUCAUUUCAUGAGCGUUGAGGGUCGAAACUUGUGACGUGUGUACUUUGGCAAUAUUUUGCAUCUGGACAAUAUUUUUGUGUCAGAAGGUGUUGUGUGUUGAGUCCAACUCUUACAGAAGGAACACAGGGAGUACACUUGAUACAACACCAGCUGUAUUGGAAGACUGGAGAAAGAUGUCAGGAAAGUCUUCUCGUAUGGGCACAGAUAACGCUACAAAACUGUGCAUGAACUGACAUGUUUUAAUCUUCAUUUAACAAAUCAUGAGCAAUUGACCAUCCAAUCAGCUUAUUGAUGACCCUCAGGACAUAUUUGAUAACAAAUGAUAUGUUGAUUACAUAAAUCCUCUUUCAACCAUUUGGAAAAUCAAAGAAACUUGGAAACUCGAAAACUGUCUUUAUUAUCCCUUGACAAAGACAAUAAUCUGGAAGACAUCACAGAUCCAUCGCUGCCCUUUCCGAAUAUUAAGCUUCGGAGUCAACACGCAUCACUACUGUUUGAAGCAAGAGAUGAGGCGAGCAAGCAGGAUGUAUGCUAAUGGUGAUGGCAUCGUGUGUAUCGGACGUUAAAGUCAAACUUUAUUGUAAUUACAUUAGGAGGACGAAGCUGCUGAUGCUGGCCCAAAUUAGGAUCACUAGAGCCGUCAUCCUCCUCUCACAAGCUCCACGUGGGAUGCAGAAGCGUUACGCAUCCCUGUUACAGCAACAGCGCUAGUCUUCUAUCGCUAACCAAACAUCAAUGUUUUUCAUAGUUCUCGACGGGCUUACACUUGAUCCCUUGCAGGUAAUCUGGUUAUGAGAUAAGCUACUCUAACUCGCAAGAUAGACGAGUUAUCUUUCAGCAGGGACGUUAGUGUAACGUGCGUUUGUAUGUUAAGCCCACCAACAAGCUGGUAUGUUGUCUGUGGAAUCGAGUAUGGGACCAAACAAGAGCGCCGGGAUGUGCGACACAUGAUCCUUGGUUCAAACUAGACAGAUUCCCGCUGGACCGGACAACGUCUAACGUCCACCUCAGUCUUUCAACAUUCGGGAGUUCACAACUUGUCAAGUGUUCGUGUUUCGAUCGAAGAGGAAUCAAUAAUCUAAGACGAACAAAAAUCGGAUUGAGACCAGUUGGUUAUUGGUUAUUGUUUUACGACCUAUGCAUGGAAUGACACGUUAGCAAUUGAUUCCCACGCCGCAAUGCAAUGAAACGGCACGUGCAAUAGAAUUUGACGGGAAAGUUUUACAACUUGUUGAUACGUCUGUGUUGUGGAUUCAUCUUCUUCUGAGAACAAAGGGUGGUGACAUCACCACACAUAUUGGUCUAGAUCCAUCCCCCAAAGGGACUAGUCAGACGAUUAGUGACGGCCCAGCACCUGAGACGUGCUUGGAGAACAACUCUGACUUCACGCGGCGUUUGGCUGGGCGAGACAAUUCGAACCGAGACCUACUGAAAAUUCGUCAACGGUUCCUUAUAUGAUACUUUCGAAAAAGGCCAGUAACGUUGGUCCUUCACGUCCUCGACAACUUUGGAUUGAGAACAGGAUUCCAAAGGAACCUUUGUCAACCGAUACAUUAAAGGUGGUUAACCUUUGAAUGGAUAAGAAGUACACUGUCAUCAUGGGCAAGGCGUGUUUUGUUUUAUUUUUGGUGUAUAUGCACUGUGAGUAUGUCUGUGCAAGAAGACAUGUCAAACUUGCAGUAAUCGCACCGAGCAAAUCCAGUAUGUUUUCUAUACAACACGUCAGACCUGUGAUUGAUUACGUCACUUCCCGUACACGUCAUAUGCACGCGCAGCACGGCCUACGUUUCAGCGUCCGUUUCGGAGAUUCUAAAUGCAAUUCCGCGGAUGCGGCUAUAAAGGCUUUUGAAUUCUAUAUGCACCACCAAGUCGACGUUUUUGUCGGUCCUAUAUGUGAUUACAGCUUAGCCCCUGUUGCCAGAUACGCUCCCUACUGGAACAUCCCCAUCAUUUCUCCAGGAGGGUUUGCACACGAUUUUGGCGCCAAUAAAUCAGAGCAAAACGCGGAAUAUCCAACCUUAACUCGUGUUGGCGCGACCUUCAAUUCUUUAGCAGCGUCAAUUAUUGACAUGUUACACGUGUUUCAUUGGAAAAAGGUCAAGGUCAUCUACGACGGCUCAGGACAUUCUGACGUUGCUCCGAGAUUCUGUUUUCUAGCUGCGGCGGCGUUCGUCGCCUACAGCAAGAACUAUAAGCUGUCUUACGGCUUCCAUAUGUUUAUGCCCAAGUUUCACAAAAUCAGCGAUAUGUUGGAAGAGGAGGUUGGAGCAGAGAACUCAAUUGUUGUGCUAUGUGCUUCGCCCGACUCCGUCAGGGACAUAAUGAUCAAAGCACACCAACUCAACUUUGACAACGGCGAAUAUGUCUUCUUCAAUAUCGAUCUCUUCUCAAGCAAGAACGAAAGUCAGAGACCGUGGUUCCGGGUCAACGACACCGAAGAAAGAAACAAUAUGGCGCGUGAAGCUUACGAGUCGGUCAUGACCAUCACCCUGAAGAAACCAACAAGUCCGGAGUAUCACGCAUUCUCCGAGGAGGUGAAAAGAAGAGCCAGUCUUAUGUAUAAAAACUUCACAUAUGGGGAGGAAGAGGUUAACAGUUUCGUAGGGGCCUUCCACGACGCCGUCGUCCUUUAUGCCCUGGCGUUGAAUGAAACCCUCCAAGCUAAUGGAUCUGUAUCUGACGGUAGUGCCAUUACAAAGAGGAUGUGGAACAGGACUUUUGAAGGUAUUACUGGAACAGUGAGCAUAGACGCCAACGGGGACAGGAACGCUGAUUACUCGUUGCUGGAUCUCAAUCCAGUAACUAACAAGUUUGAAGUGGUUGCCAACUACUAUGGAAGCAGGAAGCGAUACAUACCCGUUCCCGGGACAGCGAUCCAUUGGGCAGGGGGGAGGAGCUCCGCACCCCCAGACACGCCCAGAUGUGGAUACGAUGGCUCCAAGUGUCCCCCUGAAGAACCCUUUCCUGAAUAUGGUAUCGUGAUCAUCGUCCUCGGCUCCUUGCUUGUCAUCGUCCUCAUUGCUGUGUUCUUCAUAUACAGGCACAUUCGUCUGGAGGCGGAGCUGGCGGAGAUGAACUGGCGUGUGAGGUGGGAGGACAUCUUGUUCGGGUCCCCGGAGAGGAACAAGAAGCUGGACAGACAGGGGAGUCGCCGGGGGGUCACUAGGAAAAACUCCUACAUGAGCACGUGUUCUGGGGACACCAUUGCUCACCUCAACGAUAGCGCCAACAAACAGCUGUUCACGAAAACAGGAUACUACAAGGGAGCUAUUGUUGCUAUAAAACCAAUACGGAGGGCAACAAUAACGAUCAGCAAGCCUCUCUUACUCGAAGUGAAACGGGUAAAAGACCUACAGAACGACCAUAUUGUCAGAUUCGUUGGGGCGUGCAUAGAUUCUCCCAAUAAGUGCAUCCUCACAGAAUAUUGCCCGAAGGGCAGCUUACAGGAUGUCCUGGAAAAUGAUCAAAUAAAACUUGACUGGAUGUUCCGGUAUUCCAUCAUGCAAGACAUAGUGAGAGGUAUGGCAUAUCUGCACAGCAGUGACAUCAGGAGUCACGGCAACCUAAAGAGCACGAACUGUGUGGUGGACAGCAGAUUUGUGGUUAAAAUCACCGACUUCGGCCUUCACUACUUCCGGGAAGGCCAAGGCCUUAUGGAGCAGGAGAGCACAUUCGCCUUCUAUAAUAGAACCCUGUGGACGGCUCCAGAGCUUCUGCGCAUGCCCGAUCGACCACCAGAGGGCACGCAAAAAGGAGACGUCUAUAGUUUUGCAAUUAUCUGUCAAGAGAUUGUGUACAGAAACGGCGUAUUUCAUAUGCAUCACAUAGAUCUUUCACCCGAGGAGGUCUACCAGCUCGUUAAAGACGUAAAGGAUGGACGUCGUCAAGUCUUCCGACCUUCCCUGGAGCAUGCCGACUGUCCCUGCGAUGAACUUGCUGAUGUCAUCAAAAGAUGCUGGUCUGAGGAUCCGGCUGAGCGACCAGACUUCCAGUCUCUGAAGACCAUCAUCAGAAAGCUGAACAGGGACGGAGACAAGGGCAAUAUCCUUGACAACCUGCUGUCCCGGAUGGAGCAGUACGCCAACAACCUUGAGGCGUUGGUAGAGGAGAGGACAUCGGACUAUCUGGAGGAGAAGAAGAAGGCAGAGGACCUCCUCUAUAUGAUGUUGCCGAAGUCAGUCGCUCAAGCCCUUGUCCGUGGAGAGUCCGUAGCAGCUGAGGCAUAUGAACAAGUGACCAUCUACUUCAGCGACAUCUGUGGGUUCACUGCUCUGUCCGCAGCUAGUACCCCAAUGCAGGUUAUUGAUCUGUUGAAUGAUCUCUACACGACGUUCGAUUCCAUCAUCGAAAACUUUGAUGUCUAUAAAGUUGAAACUAUUGGAGAUGCUUAUAUGGUGGUGUCGGGACUUCCGGUGAGGAACGGAAAUAUCCACGCACGAGAGAUUGCGCGCAUGUCCCUGUCUCUUCUAAAUGCUGUACUGUCUUUCAAAAUACGCCAUCGACCCGAACAUCGAAUGAAACUGCGGAUUGGCAUUCAUUCAGGGUCCGUAUGUGCCGGAGUUGUUGGUCACAAGAUGCCGAGGUACUGUUUGUUUGGAGACACUGUCAAUACUGCCUCCAGGAUGGAAUCAAAUGGAUUACCAUUGAAAAUCCACGUCAGUCCACAGACGAAAGAAGCGUUGGAAGCAUUUGACACGUUUGACCUUGAACUUAGAGGAGAAGUUGAGAUGAAGGGCAAGGGAAGCGUCACAACAUAUUGGUUACAGGGCGAAACACCUGCACCAGAGCUGAAGAAGCCAGUUCAUCAGAACUCAAUAUCCUGAUUACAGUAACCUUGGUUACUGGAAUUUCCUUGCAACUUUAAGUGGUUGCUUAUUGUGUCAAAACCUCAAUGUUCUAUUCACUCCCAUCAUGGAGCGUAGAUGACGGACGAAAUAUAUUUGGAACUGUACCAGCUGACCAACAUUUUAACAGCUAGAGCUGUCAGUGUGGAUUAACAAUUCUGCGAAUAUUCUUGAUGCUGGAGAUACCAUGAUCAAUUAGGAACGGUUUCAAGAAACUGCCAAAAUAUGGUUUGUCCAGCAGAGGCCAUUAACGUGCCCAUUGGUCAUAUUUAAGACCAGUCGGCGUGUUUUUAGAUUGUGUGAUUGUCCCGAACAGAUUUAACAAGCACAAUGAUAAAUAUAUUGAAUCUACUGAUGCUUUGGAAUAUUGAAAAUAUUUCAUGUUUAACAUGCGUGUACUAUAUAAACAUUCUUGAAGCCCGUGCAUUGACCAUGUUUUAGAUGGUAUUCAUUGUCAAGUCAUUUCAUUUGUUCUUUAUUCAGCUUGGCGAAUGAAAUUUCAACGAGCAUGCAUGUCAAUAUUGUCAAUUCCAUUUUACUAGCACCACGUGUUAAAGAAUGAUCGAUGAUGCGGAAAAAGUCGCUCGAAAAUACAAGUGGUUGAUGUCUGAAUAUGAGUGAACCUUUGUUUUUAACUUUCGAAUUGUACAACAUUAUGACCCGCAUGAGUUCAUGGAAUGUUGUGACCUCUGAAUGAAAUGAUUUCAGAAUAGGUUUCUAUGUGACUUGUAGCCUUAUAAACAAAACAAACUAAUAGUAACCUGCACUACGAUGUUAAAUUUCCGAUCGAAAGACACUGAUUUCUUUGAAACGUUUGUUUUACCCUAAAAUGGUUCUGCAAAAUAAAGUAUGCCAUUUUAA
This is a messenger RNA of Haliotis rufescens (red abalone), 6164 nucleotides long. RefSeq names its product atrial natriuretic peptide receptor 1-like. NCBI's taxonomy places the organism in Eukaryota, Metazoa, Mollusca, Gastropoda, Lepetellida, Haliotidae. Bases 2034 to 5282 code for a protein of 1082 amino acids. Gene Ontology annotation, molecular function: ATP binding; peptide receptor activity; guanylate cyclase activity. The record is from RefSeq and is a predicted model, not a curated record. Gene Ontology annotation, cellular component: membrane. Gene Ontology annotation, biological process: receptor guanylyl cyclase signaling pathway; cGMP biosynthetic process; intracellular signal transduction. The transcript has 23 exons.